CGCGCACUUCACGCGUCUUGUGACUGUGCGCGAAUCGGAGUAAAAAAUCUCUUUAAACGAAUUGAGUGUAGAUGCCACGAGAAGUUCAAUGUGUCUCUGGACGCUGUUCGACAAUAUUUUGUGAUAUUCGUGAGAAAUGCGCUCAUCCGCGCGGCGUCACAGUUAACAAACAGUCAGACUGGAUGCCAUCUGGAAGGUUUUCUGCUUGCUUCAAUCCUCGCAGUAAACUGAAAAAGGAGAAGGAGAGAGACUUUAAGAAUAGACCACACCAGACCGACGCUCUCAUCCUCUCAACAUGACCGUCUUCAGCUCUUUAUUUGUCCUUCUCUUCAUCAGCAGGAUUCUGGAGAACUCUCUGCUGAGCGCUGAAGUGAAAGACGGAGAGAUUCUUCCUCCCACCAUCCAGAAACUCAUAAAAGGAUACAACAAAUACCUCAGGCCGUUCUUUGACAAUGGUCCGGUAACGGUGGGCAUGAGUCUGGACAUUGCCAGCAUUGACACAAUAUCAGAGAUCAACAUGGACUACACGGCCACGAUCUUCCUGCGACAGCGCUGGACGGAUGAGAGGCUGGUGUUUGAGGGUAACAAGAGUUUAAGUCUGGACGGUCGACUGGUGGAGCUGCUGUGGGUACCAGACACCUUCAUAGUGGACUCAAAGAAAUCCUUCCUCCAUGACAUCACUGUGGAAAACCGACUGAUCCGGAUCUUUCCCAACGGAACUGUUCUUUAUGCCCUUCGGAUCACGACAACAGUGGCCUGUAACAUGGACCUGACCAAAUAUCCCAUGGACAAACAGACCUGCACCUUACAACUGGAGAGCUGGGGUUAUAAUGUCAACGAUGUGAUGUUUUACUGGGCACGUGGGAAUGAUUCUGUGAGCGGUCUGGACACCCUUCAGCUGGCCCAGUAUACUGUUGAAGAUCACUACACGUCUGCGUCUGAGGCUGUGUAUGAGACGGGAAACUAUCCGAAACUGGCGUUUCAUUUUGAGCUGAAGAGAAGCAUCUUGUACUUCAUUCUGGAAACUUACGUGCCCUCCAGCCUGUUGGUGGUUUUGUCAUGGGUCUCUUUCUGGAUCAGCCAAUCAUCUGUCCCCGCACGCAUCUGCAUCGGAGUGACCACUGUCCUGACGAUGACCACACUGAUGAUGGGUGCCAGGACAUCUCUGCCCAACGCUAACUGCUUCAUCAAGGCUAUAGACGUGUAUCUGGGCAUCUGCUUCAGCUUCAUCUUUGGAGCACUUAUAGAGUAUGCAGUCGCUCACUUCUGCACGCUGCACCACCCCGACUGUAACGGUGCCCUCAUGUACGGUCACCACAUGCACGACUGUGAGGAGGAGAUGAACGGAAUGCUCACCACCAUCGCCAGCAAUUCCUCACGGCUCAAGAGAUGCAAAGACGCCACAGAUGUGAGCACAGGCGAUGGAGGAGAUCCCGGUCCGUCUGCCAGUGAAGCCACGCCCCCGGAGGUCCCGUCAGAGCCCUUAAACUGCUGCUCCAAAAACAUUUCACUGCUGCGCAAGAUUGUGAGGUCAACCAACUGCUGUCAUGUGAAGAAUCCGCAUUAUAUAGACAACUACUCACGGUUAUCCUUCCCGCUGUCCUUCAUCAUGGUGAAUGUGCUCUACUGGACAUACUACCUGUACUUCUAACCCGCUGCUCGACUCUGGUCAAGACAAGAUGUGUGAAUGAUGGUUUUGGCGAGCUGAAGUGUGAAAGUGAGACGUGUUUAGGAAGGGACAUACAGGUUUGAGUCUCAACACUAGCAUGUAUGUCUGAAACUCGAUUCACUUUCAUUAUUUAAACCUGUUUGUGUCACGUGAGCCGGAGAAUAUGCACACAGGUUUUUAAGGUGAACGUGUAGUUUGCUUUAUUUUUAUUUGUCAUCUCUUCACACAGAUCAAAUCUUUGAAAGACUUUCAGGUCAUACGUUCACAUUACACACACUGAGAUGCUGCUGCUGUUUCAUCAUUGAAUCUGUGUUGUAACGGUGCCAUCAGGAGGAUCAGAGAACUGAAGAUGUGUGUGUGUGUGUGUUAAUCACUGAUGUCCAUCUAUCUGAGGUCAUUCAGGCUGAAGCGUGUGGAUCUGAUGCAGUAAAAGCAGCUGAUCACGAUCAGACGGAUGGAUCUGUGUACAGUACUCAGUGAUGGUGUAACUAGUAGUUACUGUAAUUUAAUUACUUUUCACUUGAAAAGUGUCUUAUUGUGUCUGUAAUUUAAAGCUACUUCUAAAGUAAUUAAGCUAAAUACUGUGUAAUAUAUUCAAUAGUAGAAACAACAGCAAAAUUAUAAGUCUAACUUUAAAACUUAUUUUUAUCCUUCUCACAUUUGUAUACUUUGGUCAGUAAUAAGAAUAAUUUAUGUAGCAAUUAAUUAUUUAUUUCAAUUAAUGAAAUAAGCUGUUUUAUGUCCAUCCUUGAUUCACUGAACUAAUCAAGGUGCAUGUAGGAUAUAUUAAGUAAUUAGUAUGACUGCACAGCUGCAGUGCUGAAGACACACUCAAGCCAUCACAUCGCUCUCUGAUUAUGGCUUCAAUAAAUCCAGCAGCUCUUACAGGAGGUUUGUGUAAAAUGAGCUGAGCGCUGAAGGUGUUCAUCUGCCGCACAUCACAUCUAUAACACCUGAUGCACAUUAUAGCUCUUGUCAUAUGGAUUCAUGUUUGAAUGCGCUGUACUGUGGCCUUAAUCGUCUGGUUCAGAGAGUAUUUACACAGUUUUAUUCUAAGAGAAACAGGACACAAUAGUGCCCCCUUCAGGAGGAACAUGAGUCUCAUCUGAAGUGCAUUUCUUUCAAUGAUAGAUUCUUCUCAGGGCUGUGUUGGAGUUAAAACCGGCUUCAGUAAUUCUUCAUACUUUGAGGCUUUCACUCAGAUAUUUUGAACAUAUGCAGUCAGAUUCUUCAAUAUAUGUCUGAUGCCUUCUGUCUGGAGUACAUACUACAAAGUGCUUGAUUUUAUGCAUGUCUCUUCAGCACUUUAAACCAGUUGUAUUUAUAAUAUUAUACUGUAAAUUAACAUUGUGUUAUACAAGAUAACGUUAUUUCAAUUUGGUAGGUUGAGGAUUACAGUUUUUCUCGAUUGCUAACACACAAUUCACCAUUUUCUGACAACUAAAAACAAAUUCUCAGAACAACAAACCAACUUGUACAAACACCACACAAACAGCAUCACUUCACAAAGGUUUGAUCGUAUUCUCAUUCAGAAAACACAAACACACAAUAUAUUGAACUAAAGUGUCAAGAUGUAAACUCAAAUAACCCACGUUUGUCCAUCAGUAAACAUUCAGAAGCACAACUGAUGACACACACAUCAGAAUGUCAGGAUCAUAUCAAGCUCAUCCUAGAAUCAUCAUGUCCAGUAAACUGUAGCUUGUGUAAACCCUUUUUUACCUGUUCCGUAUUUUUGCAGACAAAAUAUUAUACUUUUAAGAAAUUGGGCAAAAGGUUCUGAGGAUGCCAUAUUUUUUUACAUCGCCUCCUUUUGACAAAUGGCUUCACUGUAUUGUUUCCUUUAUCUUCUCUGUAAGUGGCUUUGAUCAAAGCAUCUGCUAAACACCUGAAUGUAAAUGUUAUUUGUGCAGUUGUGUACUGUAUUGUGUUGCAUGACCAGUUCAUAUUGUUCUGUGGUUUUUGAACUUUUCUUGUCUUGUAGGAUCUUCAUCUACUUUAAAGCAGUGUAAUAUUUGUAUUUUUUUCUAAAGCUCAUUCUUGCAUUUUGCUCUAUCUGCACUCUUAUGUUUUAUAUUCUUAUAACUACUAAGCUGUCAAAUUAUUCUUGAA
Molecule: messenger RNA, 3778 nt
Organism: Triplophysa dalaica
Lineage: Eukaryota; Metazoa; Chordata; Actinopteri; Cypriniformes; Nemacheilidae
Gene: gabrzb
Product: gamma-aminobutyric acid receptor subunit pi
Exons: 11
Coding region: 296-1651 (451 amino acids)
Biological process (GO): signal transduction; chemical synaptic transmission; monoatomic ion transmembrane transport
Cellular component (GO): neuron projection; synapse; GABA-A receptor complex
Molecular function (GO): extracellular ligand-gated monoatomic ion channel activity; neurotransmitter receptor activity; GABA-A receptor activity
Source: RefSeq, a predicted model, not a curated record